Eurytemora carolleeae is the source of this 1872-nucleotide messenger RNA. Its product is annotated as carboxypeptidase E. Lineage: Eukaryota; Metazoa; Arthropoda; Copepoda; Calanoida; Temoridae. The transcript has 23 exons. The coding region runs from base 16 to 1821 and encodes 601 amino acids. Gene Ontology annotation, molecular function: metallocarboxypeptidase activity; zinc ion binding. Gene Ontology annotation, biological process: proteolysis. The record is from RefSeq and is a predicted model, not a curated record.
UUAGCAACCCUAAUCAUGGGAAAGUCAGUUCUGUCAAGUCUAAGCAGUAAAGUGUUUGUUUCUGAACCGACAAUACUACAAAAUAGGAAAGCAUUAGGCGACAAAGAUUCUCAAACACUGGUAACCCUUGAAAUGGAAACUAAACCAAUUAACUUCAUGCCAAUAGCAGGAUGUUGGGAGAAGGUUGAUGAUGAAUGGAGGAAUAGAGACGGAACAGAGUUUAUACCAAUCCAGUUCUCUGAUAUAAGAAGGAAGGAGAUAGAAGCAAAGUAUCAGGAGAAGUAUAAGUACGGGACUCAGAAGAUUAGAUCUACAAGUUUUGAGUAUCCAUUCUCUUAUUAUCACUCCCAAGCUGAACUUGAGGAGGAAUUACUCCAGCUAGUCUCGGAGUUUUCCAACCUUGCCAGUCUCUACACAAUCGGAGAAACUCAUGCAGGGAAUAAAAUACUGGUUCUCAGAUUGGGAGAGCUUGUUGAUGGAAGACGACCACUUUUAGUACCUCAGGUUAAACUCAUAGGAAAUAUACAUGGAGAUGAAGUAGUGGGUCGAGAACUUCUUCUAGUCCUGGCAAGAUUUAUACUAGAAGAAUCCAAGAAUAACGAAGAGGUUAGAAGACUCUUGAAAAGCCUCGAGAUACAUAUUCUACCGUCUCUCAACCCGGACGGAUAUUCAUUAAAAACCAGGAACAACAAGAAUGAUCUAGAUUUGAACAGAGGGUUCCCGGAUUGGGCUAAUCUUGGUCAGGAGUUUGAAACCUUGAGUAAUUGUAGGGAACCCGAGGUUAAAGCUGUGAUGGACUGGAUGAGAAAGAACGAUUUUAUUCUCUCAGCAAGCUUUCAUGACGGGUGCAGUAUGAUUAUACAUCCCUGGGAUGAUUCUCCGGCCUGUACUCCGGACCAUAAUGCAGCUUGCUCCGAGGACGAAACCUUUCAAGAGUUAUCUCAGAUUUAUGCAUUUAAUCAUUCAUUUAUGUUUAAAGGGAAAUGUCCCUGCCAUAAUGAGUGGUUUGUCCUGGGAGAUUACAAGUUUGAAAACACAGAAACAGUUCACAACGGAAUGCAGGAUUAUAAUUACUUGUUUACCAACUGUAUGGAGUUAACUAUAGAACUAUCCUGCGAGAAAACCCCUCCUGUAUAUUCUCUACCAACCCACUGGAAUAAUAAUAGUAAGAGUAUACUCGCAUUCCUAGCCGCAGCUAAUAGUGGAGUCAAGGGCCUGGUGGUGGAUAUUGAGGGGGUUCCUGUACUAGAUGCCAGGGUUAGAAUUAAAGGAAUAGAUAAGGAGAUAAUCACCUCACACACAGGAGAAUACUGGAGAAUAUUAAUUCCUGGAGAAUAUCUAAUAAAGGCUAAGAAGGAGACUAAAGUAGGUAUACUGGAGAGUGAAUGGAUCAAGGUUCUGGUUAAAAAAGAACUAGGAGAAGGUUCAGUAAGGUUGGAUCUGGUGUGCAGACUAGGAAUAUACCAGAACCUGAAUAUAUCUGGUCACAUGAAUAUCUCCAGUACAGAGACUAACUGGAAAGAAUCUAUUAUAAAUGUGCUCUCCAGCUACAGAAUCAGAGACAUAGAAAUACAGAGAAGAGAACUGAAAAACAAGGAGAACCAAAAGUUCUGGUUUGUUGCAUACAACGCAAAGGUGGUUGUACAAGAAGAUCAAGUGUCUGUAUUUCAGCAGGAAAUUUGGGGGGAAAAUGGGGUUUAUUCUCCCAGGAAAAUGCAUGAAGAGAUAAAAUUUGCAAGAAGACUGAAAUCAUUUAUGGAGGAGAGAAUCUCUGGAAGAAAUAUCCUUAGCACUGGCUGGAAUAUACAAAUUCUAACCUGAAACAAAGUAGAUUAUCGAAAAUGUUCGUAAAAAAUACAAAAUGAAGCGUGA